GCGUGGGAAUAAAUUUUAGUUGAAUGUCAUCAACUUAUAAAUUUAACUAUUUUUUUUUCAUUUCCAAUAAAUAUCAAUUAGGUUAACGCUGCCCCCCACUUCCCCCCCCCCAAAAAAGGCGGCGGGCCAUAGCCAGGAAAGUACGCAUAUAUGGCUAAGUACAUGAGUUUUGGGCUAACAGUUCUUCUUCUUGUGUAUGGUGCAAUUUUACUGGGUUCCAUUAAUCCACAGAUCAAGAAUUUCAUGAUCAUGAGCGUGAAAGCGUGCCCGCUUUAUUGCUUAGACGUGGAGUAUAUGACUUGUCCAUCUUCAGGUGAAAAGAUUAAGCUUAAUCCAAGUUGCAACUGUUGCUUAGCUCCAAAGAACUGCACUCUUCACCUCGCGGAUGGGACUUCGGUCUAUUGUAAAGGAAAUUGAAUUAUUUUGGUGUGUCAAAUGAGCGGAGGAUUCUAUAUAUGGUUAUAUAUGUUCACAGUGAUAGUCACUAAUAUAUAAUCCGUUUACAAUUA
This is a messenger RNA of Carya illinoinensis, 509 nucleotides long. RefSeq names its product proteinase inhibitor PSI-1.2. The transcript is spliced from 2 exons. The record is from RefSeq and is a predicted model, not a curated record. Lineage: Eukaryota; Viridiplantae; Streptophyta; Magnoliopsida; Fagales; Juglandaceae. Bases 151 to 417 code for a protein of 88 amino acids. Gene Ontology annotation, molecular function: serine-type endopeptidase inhibitor activity.